Exophiala dermatitidis NIH/UT8656 is the source of this 3341-nucleotide messenger RNA. RefSeq names its product D-lactate dehydrogenase (cytochrome). Gene Ontology annotation, biological process: lactate catabolic process. Bases 83 to 1864 code for a protein of 593 amino acids. The transcript has 2 exons. Gene Ontology annotation, molecular function: FAD binding; D-lactate dehydrogenase (NAD+) activity; D-lactate dehydrogenase (cytochrome) activity. The record is from RefSeq and is a predicted model, not a curated record. NCBI's taxonomy places the organism in Eukaryota, Fungi, Ascomycota, Eurotiomycetes, Chaetothyriales, Herpotrichiellaceae. Gene Ontology annotation, cellular component: mitochondrion.
CAAGUCCAGCCACGAGACACGAUUUCUAUCUGCAACGGCAUGCAGAGAGGAUUGACGAGACGCCAACGGACAGGACGUCAACAUGGCAAGUAAACAUAUGGUGCGGCCUAUUCUCCGGGGUCUGCAGAGGUUUGGGAUUGCCACUGGCCGUUCUGGACUCGGACGGUCAGUACGUGUGCAGCGGAUUCCACUGUCGACGAUUCCGGGACGGCGCGCUCUCUCGACGUCCACGUCCGGCACAGGGCAAAAAGGUCCUGGUCAUGAUCAAGCGGAAGCGCAUGGGGAUGGGAUUGAACAAUUCCUAGGCGGACUAUUCAUGGGCGUCGGCACAGUACUGACAGUGCUAUACUAUUCCGGCGGCGGUGGACUCCUUUCAACGGAGGCGAAACCACAAAUGUCUUCGACCUCAACGUCGCCGCUGGGCUCAGUGGUAAGGCCUCAGUACGACCUAUCCCAAACCAACAUUGAAGGUGCAAAGCAAGAGUUCCGUUUAUUGCUCGGAGAUUCCGGCAUCGACGACAACCUCCCGGCACGGAUCUCCCGCUCAAGCACAGCAUGGUCGCCCGCUCCUCACGGGGCAUUGGACCGCCCAUGCAUGAUCGUGUAUCCUCGCACGACGGAAGAAGUCAGCCAGAUCGUGAGAAUAUGUCACCGCCGUCGACUACCAAUGAUCGGAUUCGGCGGCGGUACAAGUCUAGAAGCAACAUUGGCAGCGAUCCACGGCGAAGUAUGCAUCGACUUUGGACGCAUGAACAAAGUCCUCGCGGUUCACGAGGAGGACAUGGACGUGGUAGUUCAACCUGGGGUCUCAUAUCUCGAAUUGAACGAAUUGCUUAUGAAGAAGUACAAUCUCCUGUUCCCUCCUGAUCCAGGUCCAGGAGCACAGAUCGGCGGCGUGAUUUCGCAGGGCUGUUCCGGCACAUCAGCCUAUCGCUACGGCACGGUCAAGGACUGGGUGUUGGGCCUGACGGUCGUAUUGGCAGAUGGGACGAUUGUCAAAACGAGACGCAGACCGAAAAAGUCAUCCGCUGGCUAUGAUCUAACGAGGCUAUUUGUCGGGUCUGAAGGGACCCUGGGGUUCGUUACGGAAGCCACAUUGAAGGUGACUAGUGUUCCCGAAAAUACUAGGGUUGCUGUGGUCGCGUUCCCUUCUGUUCAAAAUGCAGUUGAUGCAGCCGUCAAAAUCGUCCAGAAGAGUUUGCCACUCGGUGCGCUCGAGUUGCUUGACGGGACAUCUAUGCGUGCGAUUAAUAAUUCGGGAUACUGUGCCAAAGAGCUGGUUGAGGCUCCUUCGUUGUUUUUGAAAUUCUCGGGCUCAAAGGCUGUUGUUGCAGAGCAGAUUGAAAAGGUCAAGAGCAUUGGGAAAGAUACACAUUGUUUAUCGUUUGAUUUUGGGAGAGAUGAUGAAGAGUCUGAGGCUUACUGGCAGGCUAGGAAGACUAUGCUUUGGAGUCUGAUGACGCUGAAACGCAAUCCGGAUGAUAAGUUCCUGGGAACGGAUUUGGCGGUGCCGAUUUCAAGGCUUGGUGAUGUUAUUGAGGUUACGAAUCGGAAGUUGGAAGAGAGUGGUUUGGUUGGUGCGUGUUGUGGGCAUGUAGGAGACGGAAACGUCCAUGCGGCGAUAUUCUACAGCGACGCCGAAAAGGAAAAGGCCGAAAAGGUCGUGCUCGAAGUCGAGAAACUUGGCAUCCAAGUCGAUGGAACCAUCACGGGCGAACACGGCAUCGGUUUGGAAAAGCGAGAUCGGCUUAUCGAUGAGCUCGGAGUCGACAGCGUCGACACGAUGAGGCGCCUCAAGCUGGCUUUGGAUCCUUUGUGUCUGUUGAAUCCUGAAAAGGUUGUUCGGCUCACGCCUGCCAGCUAGUCGUAGGCUGUUCUACCACGAGUGUGACAAGCAAAAACUGCUUCUCUCCAGCACGGCCACCGCGAGAUUGGAUGGUCUCAUAUGUCUGGAGCGAAAGCAAAUCUUAGGUAUAUUUCUUACUAACCCGUCCGCUCGCUCAGCUCUUUCGUCUCGGCGAUCCGAAACACAUACUUCGUGGCGCUGGCCUUGCCGUCCUUCAGAUCCUUCAACCCCUCCUCAAUACCGUCCAGACCACCCGGGACGACCUGGUAUGGAUGGGGCCUGAACCAGCCAUCUUUGAGCCCCAGCUCAAGAAGUCUGAACCAGGCAUACCCGAAAUCCUUAUCUGGUCCAAACACGCUGCUCACCAUAGUCAACGACUUUUGCACCGUCCUGGGGAUGUCUGGGUCAUCGUGUGCUGCUGGCAGAACCAUGGUCAGCCGCGGAGAACCGUCGCCAGCACCAUGAUCGCUGCCCUGCUCCUCCUGAGAACUGAAGGCUUUACAGAUAUUCGCGUAAGAAGAUUUUGCCCCGUCACUCACGGCGUCAAAGGCAUACUGAAGCUUCUGGCCUUUCGGAACGGCGGCUCUGAUCUCGUUCACAACACUGUCAUUGCCCUUGCGGUAAUCGACAAUCACGUCACCACCGCUUUCAUUAUUGGCGAAGGCGCUGAUAUUGGUAUCGGUCUUCAACAGGCUCUGUACAAAAGGGAUCCCAUUGCCAGCAACCGCAAUGAUCGGAUGGAUCCCCGCCCGUCUGGCCAGCUGCACGGCGAAUGCACCUACGGCACUGGCGGCGCCGUAGAUGACGAUGCCACCCUUGGGCAAAUUGUCCGGAUGUGCGUUGGCAACCCACGGCUCCGGCAGGCCCAGCUGGACAAACAAUCCCAGGGCGGCCGUCAUGGCAGCCAACGGAAUCGUCGCCGCCUCCUCGAACGUCGUGCUCGCCGGGAUGUGGAACGUCGUGUGUUCUGGCGCGAUGGCGUAUUCGGCAUACGAUCCCCCAGGUGUUUGCAGGUGGUGCAAUGCGGCAACGCGGUCGCCCGGUCGGAAUUGGGUUACGGCAGAUCCCACGGCUGCCACAACCCCGGCAAUGUCGUCGCCUUGGUUGGUCCCGUUGUAUUCAGCGUUCCAGACAGGUCGUUUCCAGUCUUUUGGGUUGCUGCCGGAUACGUGAACUUUGAUCAGGACCUCGGAAGCGCGCGGCGUCGGGAUGGGAAUCCUGUGGAGAGUCACGCGGAGGGGGUGGUGGAUGUGCGCUUCGAGCAUUGUGUUGCUGUUGCUGUUGUUGUUGUUACCGCUGCCGCUACCGCUGGCCCGGGCCGGGUGCGGUGAGGUGUUGAGGGCUGCCGACAUUGUUUCCGCCUGUGAGUAGAUAGAUGGGACGGCAACAGGCAAGAAAAAGGGGAUAUCAGGUUGGGACCGCGAGAGUGCUCGUCCUGACUAUCCGCCAGUAGCUGCAAGGGAGAUAGUUUAAUAGAUCAAGUUUUUAUCAACGG